AGUGAAAAAAAUGAUGCCGAGGUUAUCAAUUCAAUUGAUCUUUGCAACUUGGAUACUUCCAUUUGUUUUGGGUCAAAAUCUUCUAGAAAUCUACAAAGCUAUGAUGGCUGAUCAAGCUUCUCGAGCAAAAACUCCACCAAUCAAUAUUGAGUUUUUUGGUGAAAGUUUAUGUCCAGAUACUACCAGAUACUUCCGAAAUCAUAUCAUGCCGGUUUGGACAUCUUUGCAGGCGUCUUCCACAAUUAAUAUCACUUAUCAUCCAUUUGGAUUAGCAUCUUGCAGACGGAGUGCAGAAACAGGAAUCAGGUGCAAUUGUCAACAUGGACCUGCAGAAUGUCAGUUGAAUAUGUUGCAAGCUUGUGUCAUAAGCACACUUCAAGUACCACAGCUAUAUCUUCCAAUUGUUAACUGCAUGCAGGGAAAAAAUAAAUUUUCUUCUGCUGUCGACGAUUGUAUUGUGAACUUCCGGCCAAGACCAGAUUUGGAUGAAAACUUCAUGGCUCGAUGUGCACAAAGUCAACUUGGAGCCAAAUUAAUGAUGCAGCAUGGUUAUAGACAGAAAGAAGUUGCUUCGGAACUUGAUUGGGUCCCAUGGAUUUUGAUCAAUGGAAGAAGAUCCCAAGCAGCAGAAAAUCAAUUGAAAACCAUAGUGUGCCAAUUCUCCGAAACAUCAAAGCAAGAAUACUGCAAGACACAAGAGGAACUUAUUUUCUAAAUUAAAAAUCGUUCUAUUAAUUCGUAGUGUUUUAUUUUGUCCUUACCGUUCCACACAACCAAAACUUGCUUUUUCCCACACUCGGCUCGUAUUACAGGUAAACUCAAUAAAAAUUGUCUCACAC
Caenorhabditis elegans is the source of this 839-nucleotide messenger RNA. It is a transcript of the gene ZK669.2, whose product is annotated as Gamma-interferon-inducible lysosomal thiol reductase. The record is from RefSeq and is marked reviewed. Lineage: Eukaryota; Metazoa; Nematoda; Chromadorea; Rhabditida; Rhabditidae. Gene Ontology annotation, molecular function: oxidoreductase activity, acting on a sulfur group of donors, disulfide as acceptor.